CAGGUGUGCCGUGUGCGGAGAAAGGACGGAGAUGCGGCAGGUCUCUGCAGGUGCAGCUGUGGAUAUGAAGCUGCUGUGGUUCUGGGUGCUGUGGCUGCACACUCAUGGCACCUUUGAGAAGUGCAUCUUCGAUGAUGUUCAGCCAUUGGUCAGGGUGGUGGCCCCACCCCUUCAUCUCUCUCCCUCUCCCCCACACAUCAUGGCUGCCUCCUCAGAGACACCUGCUAGAGCCCAAACUGGAGCCACGCCCACCAGCCCAAAAUCAGCUCCACCUGCGGGAAACGUGCUGUCUAAACGCAGUAGCUGUAAAAGGACAUCCAGAAAUUCUGCCCCGCCCACUCAACAGUUUAUGCACUCUGAUUUGCCGGCCUUGCUGCCAAUCAGGAUCAGGACGUGGAUACCCCAGGAGAGCCCGGUCCUCUCUCAGAUGGAGAACGAGAGACUGGAGGCAGCUGUGAAAGAAGCUGUCAGCACCGUGGCUCACCUGCUCUCAGUGAUCAGAGUUUCGGGACCACUGCUGCUUAGCAGGGACAUCAAUAAGUACUGCAGGUUCAUCUGGAGGAAUGCCAGCACAGCCAACUACAACAGGUGCGGCAGAGCCAAUGAGCUGUACAGAGCUGAGACCUGCCUCGACAUCAUCAUCCCGGAUGAUCACCUGAGAGGCUGUGCUGUCUACCCGUCCCCGGACUCGCCAGCCCUGACUGUCCUCCGGCCAGAGGGGGCGGGAAUUCCUGACACUGACUUCGUGCUCUAUCUUCAUACCCAGAGCACUGACAAGUGUGGUGCUGAGCCCAGCGUGCGGGCCUACGCAGCGCACUGUCAGACAGACGCACAGGGCCGCCCGCUGGCCGGAGUGCUGGUCAUGUGCAGAGACCGACUACGUGGAGAGCGAUACAGUCACCAGAGUACAGUGCAGACUGUGAUCCAUGAGCUGUUUCAUACACUGGGUUUUUCCAAGGAGCUCUUCAGCACGUGGAAGGACUGCUCUAACUCCCCCCACAUUGGGGUGGGGUGUUCGCCCCGUGGUCAGGUGACUAACACAGAUGAGGCGGGACAGGUGAGGAUCUACACCCAGUCUGUGAUCAGAGCCCUGCAGACACACCUGCGGUCUUCUGACCCUCAGCUUGGAGGGCCCCUGGAAAACCAGGAUGGGGUGGGCUCUGGGUUCUCCUCUCAUUGGGAGGCUCGGGUUCUGCAGGGCUCCAUCAUGGCGGCGGCGCUGGCUGAUCCAGUGAUGGUGCGGAUCGACCCGGUCACUCUGGCUGCCCUGCAGGACACCGGCUGGUACUCCGUCAACUACAACAACAUGCAGGCGCUGGAGUGGGGAGAGGGGCAGGGGGCGCUGUUUGGCUCAUUGUCCACCUGUCAUGACAACUCUUCCUCCUAUUUCUGCACAGGCAGUGGAUCAGGAUGUCAUUACCUUCACCUCCACAAGGGGGAGUGUCAGGGAGAUGAGUACCUGGAAGGGUGUCGGAUCUAUAAGCCCCUGAUGAAUGCAAGUGAGUGCUGGAAAGAAGAGAAUGAAAAAAUGACAGGGAGAGAGGAGUGGAGUGGGGAGAUCCAUCGCUCUGAUAGCCGCUGCUUCUUCUCUAAUCUGAGCAGAGAGAAUUCGUCCUCCUCUCUCAGCGGCUCAGUAGUGGGUCGGUGUUACAGACACAGGUGCACCGGGCUGAACCAGUACCAAAUCCAGGUGUCUGGUUCUGCCUGGGUGGACUGCCCAUCAGGCACUGCCAUUCAGGUGUCAGGGUACAGAGGGUCAGUCUUCUGUCCUGAUAAGAGAUUAUGUCGCCUUUCAUAUACUGCUCCUUCCAUAAACAGCCAAGACCCCCUCCCAAACGCUCCACCCACCCCUGGCUCUUCUCCCAAUGAGAAUGGUCAGAUUUCGGCAAACCAACAGUUGACCCCUUUUCCUGGUCUGACCUUUGACCCUGGCACUGCUUGCACAAAGUCAGUCAGCAGGGCUCCGCCCACAGUGGCCUCAGUGCUGGGGGGCGUGGCUGCUGCCUCUCUCCUUGUUGUUCUCGCCCUGGCCAGCAGGAGGCAGCUUUCCUUCAGGGCCAGGGUACAUGCUGCUGCAGGAGACCCAGCCCCAGAGGCUCCACCUCCUCUGCAGUUGCAGCCUGCCUUCUGCCUCACCAAGCAGUGCUGAGGGAAACAGC
Messenger RNA from Megalops cyprinoides (Indo-Pacific tarpon), 2159 nucleotides. Its product is annotated as leishmanolysin-like peptidase 2. Lineage: Eukaryota; Metazoa; Chordata; Actinopteri; Elopiformes; Megalopidae. The coding region runs from base 32 to 2149 and encodes 705 amino acids. The record is from RefSeq and is a predicted model, not a curated record. The transcript has 15 exons. Gene Ontology annotation, cellular component: cytoplasm; membrane. Gene Ontology annotation, biological process: proteolysis; cell adhesion. Gene Ontology annotation, molecular function: metalloendopeptidase activity.